AUGGCCCUUCUCUUCGAAACGCCAAAGAAUUUUCGACCUCCCCAGAGUUUCGCUCGGGAGCGACGUCAGGAGCCUCUCCACGGCGGCCUGCUGAAAUGUCUGACGGUGGAGCUGAUCACCACCUAUCAGCAGUGCUGCAAUGACUUUGUGUACAGCGACACCACGGCCCCUCGACGCGUUCUCACGAAGCUGUCCAAAGGUGUGUACAAUGGAAACUAUGACAAUGCCGAGCACGACUACAUUUGCCGAGUCGGCGAUAAGAUCGUGAACCCGGACGGCCAUGCCUACGAAAUCCUUGAGCGGCUGGGGCAUGGCACCUUUGGCCAGGUCUUGAAAAUCCACCAUUCGACUUCCAACAGUCACGUGGCUUUAAAGAUCAUCAAGAACAAACCUGCCUACUUCCAUCAGGCGCUGGUGGAGGUGCGCAUUCUGCAAAUGCUGAAUCAGGAGUUUGACCCUGAUGACGACAAGCGGAUCGUCAGGAUGCUGGAUUUCUUCGUAUACAGAAAGCAUCUGUGCAUUGCAUUUGAACUACUCAGCGUGAACCUCUACGAGGUUCUGAAGCAGAAUUCAUUCCGUGGUGUGUCCAUGGCCUUGAUCCGCGUGCUCACCGAUCAGCUUCUCAAGGCGUUGCGCUGCCUGCGCGAGGCCUCCGUCAUCCACUGUGACCUGAAGCCUGAGAAUGUCCUUCUCAGCAACAUUCAUCAUACGCGCAUCAAACUCAUCGACUUUGGAUCGGCUUGCUUUGAAAGCCAUACGGUCUACCCGUACAUCCAGUCUCGCUUCUACCGAUCACCCGAGGUCUUGCUUGGAGUGCCUUACACCAGUGCCAUUGACAUGUGGAGUCUGGGCUGCAUUUGCGCCGAGCUCUUCCUUGGCCUGCCGGUUUUCCCCGGGCACUCCGAAUACAAUCAGGUUUGCAGAAUUGUGGAGGUGCUUCGCAUGCCUCCCUCGAGCCUUCUUGACGAGGGGCGCAACACCCGGAGAUACUUCCGGAAGGAAUCUGUACCGCCGAAGGUGGAACAGGAGGAUGGAGCAGAAGGUGCUGCCAGCAGCGGAGACCAUUCCCAGGCUCAGGAUCCUCGUGAUGGAGAUGCCUCACAGUCGAGCUCUUUAGGUGCAGCGGGCGAUGAGGAUCCGAAGGAGCCACCGUCGGAGACGCAGAGCCCGGAACAGAAAGCCACGAGUCCCAAGGCUUCUGAGGACUCAUUCUGUGUCGUUUCUGGCGCCGGUGGUGAUGGUGCCAUUUGCAAUGGUGAGUACCGCAAGGUUGGAGAGCACAACGACAAGCCAAUGUACAAGAAAAUCGGCGGCAACGCCAUUAUCUACUUCGACGAGUCGUGGAAGAUCAAUGCCUGCAUCGACACUGGCGGUUGGUACUACUUUGCUCCGGAUUCGGCUUCUGCCACACCUCCUGAAGGCCAGUGGACGACCGAUCCGUCCAUGAAGGAUGCGAACCCACCACCUCUAAUCUCUACUCGCAAGGCGGCGACCAAAAGUGCCAGUUUCCUCGACCUGUUGAAGCAUCGCUUAGGCAUGGGCAACAUGGAGACGGAAAAGCCAUCCGCAAUUGAGGGUGCUCCUGAGCCCUCUGCGACCGCUGAAGCCUCCACGGCAACCUCAGCUGCUUUGGAGACCCAGGACGGCAGCAUCCAGGGAGGGCGCCGCCUGGGAGACGAGAGAGACACCACAGAGGCAACCAGCGAAAGGGAAACGUCAAGCUUCAGCGAUGCAGCCCGUGCACAUGCAGAGCUCAAGCGAAAGCUUCCAAGGCAGAAGUCAAAGCGCCGCAUCGCCUGGCGAUUGAAAACGAAGGAGGAAUACGAGCGCGACGAGCAUAAGAAAGAGCCGAUUCCAAAGAAGUACUUCAACUUCUGCUCGCUUGAAGAGAUGGUGAACAUGGUGCCCUUCCGCAGCAAUUUGGCCCGCCGCACCUUGAAGGAGGAGCAAGAUCGGCGGCUGUCAUUCCUCCAGUUUCUCACAGGCCUUCUGCAGCUGAACCCUGACAAUCGCUGGACACCGAUGCAGGCUUCUGGACAUCCCUUCAUCAUGGGCUUUCACUACGACGCCGAAUGGCGACCAGCUCCGGACCAUCCUGUGCCCUCCUUUAAGCAGGCGGUGCCACCCAGUCGGCUGGAGGCCCCGGCGUCAGGAGUGGUUCCUCUGCUGCCAUCUGCGAAGCUGAGACCUGUUCCAGGAACUGGUGAGGAGGGCACCGGAGGUGGCUCAGCACGCGCCUGGGACGAGAAGAAGAUGGGCCCAGGCCUGGAAGGGGAACACACUCGGAGCGCUCCUGCGACCACACGGGACAGUGGCCAAAGCAAGAGCGCCGAACUGACAGGAGCCGGCUCGUCGGCGUGGCAAGAUGACAUGAGUCCAUGCCCCUCGAAACCAUCUGACGAGAAGGUUCCACAGGCAGCUUUGCGUGGACUCUGGGGCCAUCUCUGCAUGGGUAUCCCGCUGCCAGAUGACAAUCCGGCGGAGAGCUAUCGUCCACCAAUCGACAAGAUGUCCGAGCGAUUCUUCAGCUCCUUCAUGGAGGCGGAAGAGCGCAAGCGGCGCAGCUCAACGGAGACCAGUGAGGCCGCAGAGUUUGGUGGGGCGAGCCCGCCCAAGGCAAGUGCCGGAGCUUCCUUCUGUUCUUCAGCCUCUUCUACAGGCUCCACCCCAACCGGCCGGCACGCAGCGCAGCGCACUGUGGCAUCGCCCCUGCUGAAGAACCUCCCCAGCGAUCUGCGUCUUUCUGGGGCGCAGCGGCCGAACUUGGGAGGAACAGCUCCAACGACUUCGCCGCACGGAUCCUUGGCCUCGACAGCACCUGGGCCAAGCCACGGCUCAGGGCGACCGGCUUCCGGCCCACUGCGAGGUGGCAGUGGUGCGAGUGUUGGGCUCGGGCCUGGUCGUGGAGGAAGCCGGGGUUCCUCGCCCUGGCACUUGCCUUCCCCGAUGUCGGAGCUCUCCACGGCUUCAGAGCGCCUCAACUCUUCACAGCCUUCGGGGAGCGACUCGUGUGGGGAGCCAGGGUCCGACGGGGCUUUUGCUUUCGAGGAUCAGCGCCACUCCGAGUCGGAGGGCUCACCUUUUCCCGGGCCAUACGGUGCGGGACCGCAGGUUGAGGCGAAAGACAUUCAGACGAUGAGCGCGAUGUGGGAGAACAUCAAGCACGAGAUGAGCCGGGUGGAGCUGGGAAGGGAUCGUCUGCCACGGCGACUGGAUAUCCAGAGCCCCGGAACCACAGGAACGCUCCCCUUUCGUGAAGCGAUCGGCAUGAAUGACAAUGGGCCCGUCAUCCCGCGACGGGAUCCGCACAGCAUGAGAACACCGUCCUCCUCGUCGCAGACCAACCCCAACGAAGAGCCUACUUCCUCUGGUCCCAGCGGCGGCUCGACCUCCGCUGGUUCGAACUCUGGCCUCAGUGUUCUCAAUGCGAUGUCGCGAUCCGUCGACUUUACGCAUGGACCCGCCAGCUCAACACGACGGAAGGGAAAGCGUCCCUAG
Molecule: messenger RNA, 3498 nt
Organism: Symbiodinium sp. CCMP2456
Lineage: Eukaryota; Dinophyceae; Suessiales; Symbiodiniaceae
Source: the annotation of a GenBank genome assembly